Acanthaster planci (crown-of-thorns starfish) is the source of this 2290-nucleotide messenger RNA. Its product is annotated as alpha-1D adrenergic receptor-like. Gene Ontology annotation, biological process: G protein-coupled receptor signaling pathway. Lineage: Eukaryota; Metazoa; Echinodermata; Asteroidea; Valvatida; Acanthasteridae. The record is from RefSeq and is a predicted model, not a curated record. Gene Ontology annotation, molecular function: G protein-coupled receptor activity. Gene Ontology annotation, cellular component: membrane.
AGGUAACUGCGUAUUGUUACCAACAUGUUCGUUAAUACUCUCACUUUGAGCGAGUUUAAUAUCUCGCACAUUUUUCUGUUGGGCCUGGGAGGCAACGGCUAUGUUAGGCGAGGAUUGCUGAUCGCUAGGAAAGGCUAAUGUUGACAUCACAGGAAGUAAGUUUGUAGGAGUGAAAAACACGUUUCUAUCUCUCGGCAACAUGAGGUCAAUAGAAAGAUGUGGCAGUGGUACUUGAACUUGACUCAGUAACCAACACAUUUACCCGAAGUGUCAGCCAUUUGUCUCACUUCAAUGUAAAUUGGAUCUAGGAAAUGUUGAUGUUAGAUGACCAAUGAGCUAGAAGGCUGUUGAAACGACCCUUUCUUGUACUUUGACAAUCUUUGACUAAGUCACCUUAUUUGGUCUUUGUAGAUUGCACGUACGGUAAAGUGUAUUUGAGUGUGUGUGUUUAGAAUUCAUUACAGAAAGCUUGGCUACAGUAUUUCACUUCCGUAGUGCGGUUGCUGAGUGUUGCUGUGAUACGUUAAUGUUCCACCUCCAUUUCGUUAGUUUUUAUUGCUACAAGCUUAUUCAAUGCACGUGUUAUACCGAUGCUGACUGUAAAGAGGGACGCCCGGGGCUAGGGUGUGUUUAGACUGUGAAACAUCAUUAGAUAAUCAGGUUUAAUCACGAGAUUUGUCUCUUUCCAUUUCAAUUUCAUUAAUCUAUCAAUCUCAGGACAUUUUGCGUUCUAUGUCAGCGCCUUUCUACCUCUUCAACUAUGGAGAAUUCGACACUGAGUGAAACUUUUGUUCAGACAACUGAACCAGCAUUUAUGGUGUAUACGUCCUAUUUCAUGAGGCAGAUAUUUGCGGCAUUGAGUAUUACCUUAGCCGUCGUUGGACUUGUUGGUAACGCAAUGGUCAUCCUGGCCGUGCCACUGUCGAAGAAACUACGUACAGUCGCCAAUGCUUUUGUGAUAAACCUCAGUAUUAGCGAUUUGAUAACUUGUGCGCUUCUCCCUAUUGAGGCUAUGGCUGUAUUGAGUGAAGAUGGCUGGCCGCUCCCACACGCUUACUGGCUGUGUGUGAUGACUAGUGUCUUCAUCAUUCUCAGCACGGGUUGCAGCUCGACGAAUUUGGCCCUCAUAGCCAUCAAUCGAUGGGUACGAAUCACCAGACCACGCAUCGUUGCUCAUCGUAUUUACACUUGGCGUAAAAUCACCCUGAUGUUGGUAUUCUCGUGGCUGAUGCCUCUUUGCGUGACCCUAGUCCCACCACUGGCUGGGUUUGGUGAACUUGGCUACGAACCUCGAUAUAGCUUUUGCGCCUGGGUUAAAGCCAACCCUAAGUCUUUCCACCACAACAUUAUUGUAGGAGUCUUCUAUGCUCCCAUCCAACUCAUCAUCAUUACGUUUUGCUACGGUUCGAUUUUCCGGUACAUGGUCAAGACAUCCCGUCGCAUGGUCCAACACGAAGUUAACACUGUCUCAAGCUUUGUGAGCGGCUCAAACACGUCCAUACAAAAGACUCUUUGGAAAAGGCAAAUCAUAGUUACUAAAAACUUAGUCUACGUUGUUUGUACAUUUAUGGUUUGUUUGUUUCUCUUCUUGUUUUCUCUCUUGCCAUUGGGAUAUGACUGGAGCAUUCGAAUGACGCCUUACAUCUUUGCUAUUGUGUACUGUAACUGUAUCAUUGAUCCGAUCAUCUACGCAGCGUCGCACCCAGAUUUCAAGGACGUUUUCAGAUACAUGGUUAGAUGCCGAUGGAGGAAUACCCCUUAAUGAAAUGCCAAUUUUGUGUUGAUCUGAAGAUGCUGUAAAUCUUAGGCAUGGACUUAUGACAUUAACGUGCUCUUGUUGGGACACGUUGAUAUGCUAUGUCUUUUACCUCUUCUGCGGUUAAUUUGAUGUAAUAUAAAGUUUAAAGUAAGUGUGUAUUAAAGACAAUUGACCAUUGUUACUGCUAUACAUAAGAGGGUGGGUUAGUUUGUUGAGUGGUUUUCUCCGUUUCCUAUAGUGAUGAAAAUGCUGAUAGCAAUCAGCUGAAUAUUGGAGUAAUUUGAGAAAUUCUGUGACUGGUUUACAACAAGUAAGUGUGAGUCGGUUCAAGGAAUACAGUGUAUUUAUAGGCCAUGAUAAGCUUAGGUAACAAAGAUUCUGUGCCUAGAGAAAUGUGUACUCUAGAACAAUAAGACAUUAAAACAAAUUACUUCCACAAUCCACACCGGAAAAGUUACUAAUUGUUUUUUUAAUUACCUGUUCUUACUUGAUAAACAAGGACUUUUCCUUUGUAAUCUAACUCACCAGUUA